AAAUCGAGUGCCGACUUCAGCGCUGUGAAGUCUUCUGGGUGUUUCCAUGGUGACAUCAGCAGUCUGGGUCGAGCUGACUGACACGUACUGGUUGGUUAACAAACUGUAGCAACGACUCAGGAAAGCUCCCGAACAGUUCGAAACGCUGAACUCGGAGACAUUGUUGGAUCAAAAGACUUUAGAUCCUGCUUACCUGAUCUCAUAAUGAACAUGUUUGACCGCACCAUCAACAUUGAUGCCCUCUUCAGGUUCUCCCAAAUAUCUCACUCUACCCAAGUGCACCUGAAGAAUGUGUACUCCAGCUUGGCUGUUUGUAUGUUUGUGGCUGCAGCGGGCUCAUAUGUUCAUGUUGUCACACGUCUUUUGCAGGGCGGAGUGUUGUCUGUGCUCGGUUCCCUGGCAAUGAUGUUCUGGCUUGCCAUGACGCCCCACAACCCUGAGACAGAGAAGAAGAGACUAGGAAUCCUUGCUGGAUUUGCGUUCCUCACAGGUGUCGGCCUUGGCCCCACACUGGACUUUGUCAUUGCUGUCAACCCCAGUAUCAUCCUGACGGCCUUCUUGGGAACCUCAGUGAUUUUCAUUUGCUUCACUCUCAGUGCUCUCUAUGCAAAACGCAGGAGCUACCUGUUCCUGGGAGGCACACUGAUGUCUGGCCUCUCCAUCCUCUUUCUGAUGUCUCUGAUGAACCUCUUCUUUGGAUCUGUGAUGUUGUUCAAGGCGCACUUGUACCUCGGGCUGCUUGUCAUGUGCGGCUUUGUCCUCUUUGACACUCAGCUCAUCAUCGAAAAGGCAGAGAACGGAGACAAGGAUUAUGUGUGGCACUGUGUGGACUUGUUCCUGGAUUUCAUCACAAUCUUCAGAAAACUGAUGAUCAUCUUGGCCAUGAAUGAUAAGGACAAGAAGAAAGAAAAGAAGUAAAAGCUGAUGGAGUAGUGGUAAAAUUAAAAUUUAGAAAAGGCACAAUUUGCAAUGCGUUUGGUGCUUUUUUACUUUCUCCUUUUCUCAAUCUAACUCUUAUGUGGUCUUAUGUUUUCUGGAUUUCUUUGGCGUAAUUUUGAAACUUACAAGGGUUGAAUGUAGGUUUGGGAUACUUUGAUGGUAGUUUCAUCUGGGCUGUGAAUGGAGAACACAACACUGCAGUGAUCGCGCUUGGCCUGUAGAGGGGGACGUUGCCUAAUAUAGGUCUCCAAAUUUAAGUUUCUAUUACUAUUAUUUAGUGCCAUAAAUGAAGACAAAAGGCUCAUGUAAGCUUUGGAAACAGAAUACAGUUUGUUUAGUUUCUGUUUAAUUUGCUUAUUUAUAGGUUUCCUCGUUUCACUGUAGUGAAAUGUAAGAUUAGUGUCCCAUGAAUUAAAGAAAAGUAGCCUUCUAGUUUGUUUUUCUUGUUUAGUUCCAUCAAAAGUCUGUCUUGUGUAAAAUACAGAAGACCUGUCAGACACCACUAAUCACAUUAAACCCAUCCAGAUGGACAUAAAGUCACUGGGUGGACUGGUUCAUGAAUUUAGACAUGUUGAGGAGGGAGACGGUGCCAUCUGUCCAUUUUCUUUUUCUUGCCCAGCUUGUAUAACAGCGACAGGUCACUUUUCUGAAACCCGCCUCUUGUAAAUUUCCCUAUAAUCUGCUGUUGAACCAUUACUCUGCCAAAUUAUGUUAACCAGGCAAUUUGACAUCAGUGCAAAAUAACUUUUCUUUGUAAGUGUAAACUGUGAAGAUUUUUUUGUUGAUGUAUAAUGGAAAUUACUAAUUUGAUACAUUUGCUCAAUAAAUGUGUUGAAUGGA
This is a messenger RNA of Girardinichthys multiradiatus, 1779 nucleotides long. It is a transcript of the gene tmbim6, whose product is annotated as testis enhanced gene transcript (BAX inhibitor 1). Gene Ontology annotation, cellular component: mitochondrial membrane. Gene Ontology annotation, molecular function: enzyme binding. The coding region runs from base 205 to 918 and encodes 237 amino acids. Lineage: Eukaryota; Metazoa; Chordata; Actinopteri; Cyprinodontiformes; Goodeidae. The record is from RefSeq and is a predicted model, not a curated record. The transcript is spliced from 10 exons. Gene Ontology annotation, biological process: negative regulation of endoribonuclease activity; negative regulation of RNA splicing; cellular response to unfolded protein.